Molecule: messenger RNA, 1917 nt
Organism: Phytophthora sojae
Lineage: Eukaryota; Oomycota; Peronosporomycetes; Peronosporales; Peronosporaceae
Exons: 6
Coding region: 1-1917 (638 amino acids)
Source: RefSeq, a predicted model, not a curated record
AUGCGGGCGAUGCGCGUGCGGCUCCUUCCGCGUUCUGGCGCCUCUGCGUGCCGCAGCACCUUGAAACCUUUGCGUCCUCAAGCCCUCGCACUGGCGAAUGCGGUGCCGACGCGACGCAGUUUCUCCUUCAGCACCACGUACCCCACGCCCAGUGAAUCCGCGGCCGUGGAUGACACGGAUGACAAAUCCGCGCCUCGGUUGGUCUGCGGCAAGUGCAACACGACUCUGAGCGCCACGAAGGACCUCGUCUUCUUCAAAUGGAGGAAUGGGAUCCACGUAUCUAGUGCGACGGACGAACCGCUCAAGAACUUGUUCCCAGAAGAGUCAGUGGAGGAAGUGGAUUCGAGCUGGAGGAAGCACAAGAUGCUGUGCAUCAAGUGCAACUACCAGGUCGGCACGCUGGCGCGGAUCUUUUCGUCGGACAAGGUCCUGUUCAGCUCGUCGUGCGUGGCGGUGCAAAUGCCGGAGGACCAGUCGCCGUUGAUUUCGUUGUCGGGGUACCCUUCCUCGCUGCUCAGUUUUACGAUGUGGUCGGAGUUGAUCCUGAUGGCGGAGACGCAGCCCAAGCUUAAGGACUUGUUGCAGAUCCGCCGAGUCGACAACAUCCAGGAGUAUACCUCGGAUAAUGCACAACUGAACCGCAAACUGCUGAUGGCGAAGGACUUGCAAGAGCUACUGCGAAUGGUGGAGGAAAAUGUCUUCGACUUGAACCAAUACAACAUCCGAACGGCGAUCGACCGUGCUGGCCGGUUUGUGGCAACGCGAACGACGCGAGCGAAUUUGCUGACUGUCAGUCACAUCGACAGUACAAGCAAAUCGGAAGCGCCUGAAGACGAUCUACUCGCAGUUCCGUCGCCAGCAUUGUUCCCUAAAUGGUCGGCCAAGCCGAACGCGUUGGAUACGAAGAGAUUCUGGAAGCUGAUCGACGAGACUGAAAAACUGGUGAAUUUCGGCAUUGCCGCCUUUAAAACGGGCAGUGCGAUGUCCAAUAUCACGACGGCACUGAUGCGCCUGGGCGUCGGUCGCACCUCGAUUUUGCAGCCUGUUGCGGCGCAGACUGUGUAUAUGUUGCAAAGUGAGAACCCAAAAAUUAGCGCACAUGAAGCAUGCAUGGUGGUAACGGCAGUAGCCCAUUUGCUGCCGAGGGAAAGCCGCAGGCAGGAAUGGGUUGUGGAGGCUUUGCGAGCCACAAGCAAGUCGAUUUUGGCCGAGUUAGACGCCGAAAACACAAGUGCAGAGGAAAAGCAGCGAGCCGCAGAGGUGCUUGUGCCGCUUGCUCGAUCCUUCUUGUUUGUGGAGAGCUUCGACGAGGAUCUAUUCCGACGAAUGUUUAAGGAGGUGAACUCUGGCGCGCUGGACAAGCUGAAUAAGCCGCCAUUCAAGCUUCGAGUCCUCAAGUCAAAGCUGUACCAGGUUCAUCUGGAUUGCGAGCUCUACGACCGACCCAGCGAAUUUCGAUUGUCACCGGCGUUGAAGGAUGAGUGCAAGCGCGUGUUCGACGCCCACCAGAAGAAGGGCAAGAGCUCUUCCUUCCGCCUGCACCACCUUGUCUCUACGGCGCUGGAUGAGAUCGGAAUGCAAAACGAGACCUCGUACGCUACGGAGACGGGCUAUCACCUCGAUGUCGUGGCGCCGAAGCAGAAGAUCGCUAUUGAGCUCAACCCGUCAGACUGCUACCAGGCACUGGAACCUGGCAACGAAGACAAGGAUCCCAAAACCUUCGGGUUCGUGGAUUUGAAGGCGCGGCACCUCGAGAUGUUGGGCUGGACCGUCAUCCAGCUGCACGCCGACCAAUUCCAGCAGCUCGAAACGCUAGAGGACCGUGUGAUGCACCUUAGUAUGCUCUUAGAAAUCGCCACCUGUCGCGAGCAGAAGGCAACCGCGGCUUUCCGGGCGCAGUCCAAAGCCAAGAAGUGA